UCACUCUCUCAUCGUAUGAGUGCCUGUCAUGUUUCUCAUGCACACCUCAUCCAGCCGGGUGUGGAUCAUCAGGGCUGCCGAAACAGCUUUUGAACACCUCAGCAGAGACCGCCCCAGGCCCCUUUGCUCAGCUGAGGCUCCACUGGCUCUCUGGUCGGCCCAAACCCGUAGAUGGGGCUUCCAUAUUUACCAAGCAUGCCAGUGUUAAAAUCUGAAACGACAACUGACAGGGGACCACGUAUGCCAGAGGACGACCUGUAAACUAUUCAAAGUUACGUGAGCCGGUAGAUGUAACAUGAUAUUAAAACCACUUGUCAAGAGGAAUUAAAGCUGCCUUCUGUUGGGACACUUCCUCCAUGGGAAUCCAAGCAAUGGAAACCAUCUCCCUGCACUGACACGCUGCUGCUGCUGCUGCUGCUCCACCAGCGGUGAAACAUGCCAGUUUCUUUUUUUUUUUUUUCCAACACAAAUGACUGGGGAGAAACUAGGCUGCUCUGUUCAUCUUUCCCUUCAAUCACUCACAGAAGGAGCUUGGUGACAAGAGGUCAUUUCUAAGUUUUGUUUCUUCAUCAUCACUCGUCGUUUACACUUGGAAUAAGUGAAUCUAACUCUGUCGAGCUUUACAUUUUGCUCAAAGACAAAAGGUAAGUAAACAGAAACUGUUGAUUUGUUUGCGAAUGUUUUCAAUGUUGUUAAAAUAUAAUCGACUCGCACCGAUCUUCAUUAGAUACAGUCAAAUUUGAAAUUUUUCAAAACUGGUCUAUAUUUAUUAUUUAUCCUUUUGUUUUUGGUGCAUUCUUCAUGUACAUGCGAGUCAUUUUUUUAUUUAAUACAUUGCACCUACAAUAACUCCAGGACAUCUCGGAGCGUUAGGGUCUCAGGUUUGCUGGCCCAGAUAGUUAGUCUCUGCAGACACAGUGGCCUUGUUUCAACAAAUUAUAUUUAAAUCUCCAAGGAUGUGAAAGCAAUCAGAAGAAAUUGAAGUUUAUGCUUUAUUUAAGUUUUUAAACAAGAACUAGUAAAUCUUCUGAUAGCAGCUCUGAAUGCAAUUAAUCCAUUCAUUCAUUGUAACCAUUUUUUUCUGUCAUCUGUGCAUCUGGUUUAUAGAUCUACAACAAUUUAUUGCAUAUAUUUUUAUCUACUGUAUUGCUUAAAGUAAUGUAGUGUAAACAAGAUCGCUUCUUGUUUCUGCUCCUUCACAUGACAACACCCAAAAUAAAAUUCACAGCUUUCGUUUUCAGCAUUAUUUUUCAACACUACUCAUCUUUCUCAAAUGAACAUAAGAGUUUUCUAUCCAACAGAGUCAAGUUAGAUGUGUGUCCAUCAAUUUAGCUGAUUAAUGUUUUCUAAGUAGGUGGUUUCUGAAGUCAGUCUUUUGUAAUAGUAAUUAUUGGAAUUGUCACACUUUUUUUUUUUUUGGCUUUUAUUUGCUAGAAAAGUUGCUUCCUGAUUUUUUUAGCCAUUUAGAUGACACAUUUUUACCUAUAUGCUUUUGCAUCUGCUUUAAUGAUUGCUUUUUCUUUUAAAGUAGUUAAACAUCGGUGGGAUUUUUAGCAGGUCACUAUGAAAUGGGAGAAGCUGAAGCCUCCAGAGCCAGAUGAUCCCAUGUGUUGCUGUGAAUGUGACACCUACCAGUACAGGUGUUGCUGUGACUGUGAAGGUCUGGAUGAAGCGUUCAAUAGGUGGCUGAAGGAGAAACCAGCUUCAUGUGGGCUCCAGUCUCCUGUGUUUAGGACCAUGAUCAACCAGCUGGAGAUCUCCAUGAUCCCGGCUCUGCUGCUGCUGCCUCUCCUGCUGAAAGCUGCAGCGCUGCACUACCUCCUCGGUAUCACCAUCCUCACUGCUCUGCCAAUCCUGGUGCUGUCUUACUACUACGCCACCCAUCAAAGGAAGAGGCGCACCCUCUUCUUCCUCACCCUUGCCCUCUACUCCCUGGCCUACAUGUAUUAUCUCUUCAUUGUGGAGAUUUUGCCCCGCGGGGAUGUCAGCCCACUGCAGACAUGUGCUGUGACCACUGGGAUGAUUCUCACUAUAGUUUCACUCAUUUACACUAAGAGAGGUCCAGGAUUUGUCCCUGCUUCUCACCAUGAAGCAAACCGUCAGAGGAUGGACACAGAAGAUGACUCUACUCAUUCUGAUGGAUUUAUCCAAACAACAGCCGCAGAACAGACAAGAAAAUAUCCCCCAACAUCAAAAUGGAGCCUGUGUCCUGUGUGCAAAAUAAUGCGACCCCCGCGUGCUGGACACUGCAGAACAUGUGGAUCGUGUGUUCAGCGUCUGGACCACCACUGCGUCUGCACAGCCCUUUGCUUUACCUGCUGCUGGUACAGCAGCAUAAUCACAGUUGGACUGCUCUACCUUCUGGUGGUGCAGGUUCUGAACAUCAGCUUCAACGUGACGGGGCGUGAAGCUCAGCUGGCUCUGAGGAACAAGAAGGGCCAGAGCCGCCUGUGGGGACUUGUCAUCGACACCGGAGAGUAUUCACGUGGCUUCUAUCAGAACUGGGCUGAGUUUCUCACAAUGGCAGACUCCUCUGUGACUCUUCACUCCAGCCCCACCGACUUGGUCUAGUUUCUUCUACAAUCUUAUUAAAACUUGAUCACCGCUUAAGACUCUCAGUGCAGUUUAAAGAGCUUAUGAUUCGGCAUAUGAUUCUGACAAUAGUUUUAAUUUACACAAGACUGCAGGAGAAUAUAAACAUUCUUGUGGGUUUAAAAAAAAAAAAAAAAAAAGAGCACACACACAUGCGUGCAUGUAUUGGUGAAUAAUUGCUCUGCUCUGGCUUAUAAGAGAGAAAUGAUUUAUUAUGUACCUCUAAAUAAAACUAAAUAAUUGCAUGUUUCAGUAGUAAAGAUGUGAUGAUUAAUUCAAUAAAAUUUUUAGAAAAGGUUGAAGACUGUUUACUUGGUAAUAGCUGUGCAGCAUUUACCUUUAAGAUGGUUGAACACAUUUUAGUUUCACAUUGUGUUUGAGUAUUUAGCGUUCAACACAACACAG
Gambusia affinis (western mosquitofish) is the source of this 2997-nucleotide messenger RNA. RefSeq names its product palmitoyltransferase ZDHHC23-A-like. The record is from RefSeq and is a predicted model, not a curated record. Gene Ontology annotation, molecular function: protein-cysteine S-palmitoyltransferase activity. Gene Ontology annotation, cellular component: endoplasmic reticulum; Golgi apparatus. Lineage: Eukaryota; Metazoa; Chordata; Actinopteri; Cyprinodontiformes; Poeciliidae. Gene Ontology annotation, biological process: peptidyl-L-cysteine S-palmitoylation; protein targeting to membrane. Bases 1564 to 2571 code for a protein of 335 amino acids. The transcript has 3 exons.